CUGGCAAGAGAAUAACGCCACAACGCCAUAUUGUUUUGGUUAUUUUCACGUUUUUGAGGUUGCUUUUAGGUAGCCUCUAUACUUCGUUGAAAAUGCCUUCUGUUGACGUUCCUCAGACUCCCAUUGAGGAUGGGAAGGCAGAAGAAGCCCCAGGAGGUAAAUCUUCUGUUGGGAUAAUAUACCCUCCCCCUGAAGUAAGAAACAUUGUUGAUAAGACAGCAAGUUUUGUGGCGAGAAAUGGCCCAGAAUUUGAGAACCGCAUCCGUCAGAAUGAGGUCAACAAUCCAAAGUUCAACUUCCUGCAGCCAGCAGAUGCCUACCAUGCAUACUACCAACACAAAGUGGUGGAGUUCAAGGAGGGGAGAGGCCAAGAACCUCAAGCCCCAAAGGUCCAGAGUCAGUUCAUAGGUGUGCUGAGACCUCCAGAUGCUCCGACGAAGAUUGUGGAGACUUUUGUGCCGAAGGAGCCACCCCCGGAGUAUGAGUUCAUGUGUGACCCGCCUUCUAUUUCCGCUUACGACUUAGAUAUCGUGAAACUGACCGCCCAGUUCACAGCCCGAAAUGGCCGCCAGUUCCUGGAGACGGUGAUGCAGCGGGAGCAGCGGAACUACCUGUUUGACUUCCUGCGGCCACAGCACAGCCUGUUCACGUACUUCACCAAGCUGGUGGUGCAGUACACCAAGAUCCUCAUCCCCCCCAAGGACAUGAGGGACAAGCUCAACAAGGAGGUCAACAACCCCAAGGAGAUCCUGGACCAAGUCAAGUACAGAGUGGAGUGGGCCAAACAUCAGGACAAAGAAAAGAAGAAGGAAGAGGAGGCGCUGGAAAAGGAAAGGGUUGCGUAUGCUCAGAUUGACUGGCACGACUUUGUUGUGGUGGAGACUGUGGACUUUCAGGCUUUGGAGACAGGUAAUCUUCCACCUCCAACCACACCAGAAGAAGUUGGAGCUCGUAUUCUGCAGAUGGAGCGCUUCGUCAGAGGAGAAAUCCCUAUGGAUGAUGCUGUGGAGAUGGAAGUUGAGAGUGAAGGAGAAGAGGAGGAUGAGUCUGAUGAGGAAGAGGAGAAGACGAAGGAGGGAAGGGCUGCAGAGGAGGAGUCUGCCGCUCAGGACAUGGAGGAGUCCUCAGAGAGUUCGGAGGAAGAAGAAGACGACGAGGAAGAGUCUGGGCAGCGAGGCCUAGUGGCGCCCCCACCCCCACCACCCCCGCCCCCUCCCACAGAGGCCCCACCCCCACCCCUGCCGCCCGCCCCGGAACAAGUUAUCAUCAAGGACUACAACCCCAAGGCCAAGCCGGCCCCUCCCCCCGAACCAACGUCGGACCAAUACAUGAUCUCACCCAUCACCGGGGAGAAGAUCCCCGCUCACAAGGUGCAGGAGCACAUGCGGAUUGGUCUGUUGGACCCCAAGUGGAUGGAGGAUCGGCAGCGGUCGCAGGCGGAGAAGCAGGACCAGGAGGAAGUGUUUGCCCCCGGCUCAGCUAUCGACUCCAACCUCAAGCAGCUGGCGGAGAGGCGUACAGAUAUCUUCGGUAUCGGCACAGAGGAAACGCAGAUCGGUAAAAAGAUCGGCGAGGAGGAGCGCAAGGAGACUAAGGUGGUGUGGGACGGCCACACGGCCUCCAUGGAGAAAGUGUCGCAGCUGGCCAGGGAAAACAUCUCCAUUGAGGAGCAGAUUGCCACCAUACACAGGGCUAAGGGACUCGUGCCCCAACAACAGCAGCAGCAGCUUCAGCGCCCCAUGCAGCACAUGCCCCCUCAGAUGCAGCGCAUGAUGGCUCAGACUCCCAUGGGCAUGCCCCAGAUGAUGGUCAUCCCGCCCCGCCCCCCCAUGAUGAUGGGUGUCGGUGCUGAAGGCCAAACUAAACGAGGCUCUGGGACUGCCUGCUGGCAAACAGAAGCUGCAGUUUGAGGGCAUGUUCAUCAAAGAUUCUAACAGUCUGGCCUUCUACAACUUUCUGCACGGAGCCAUGGUUCAGCUACAGCUGAAGGAGAGAGGAGGACGGAAAAAAUAACUUUUCCGUUACGGUCGUUUCCAUUGACAGAUUCAUACUUAUUUCAUGGAUUAUUUUAUCUGCCAAGUAAUGUUGUUUUCAGUGAGAACGCUUGAAUUGUUUUUAAAAGGGUUUUUAAAAAUCUGUAUGGACCAGUGAGGCUGCAUGACCUUGAAGUCUGGUAUCCAGCGGUUCUCACCAGUCUGAUCAUGUCUCUCUUUUCCCCGAUGCUGGAGAUAUGUCUUGUGCUUUUUUUGGCAUUGGAAUAAAAGUUUUUAUGUAACUUCUAUGAA
This is a messenger RNA of Aplysia californica (California sea hare), 2285 nucleotides long. Its product is annotated as splicing factor 3A subunit 1. Gene Ontology annotation, cellular component: U2-type prespliceosome; catalytic step 2 spliceosome; U2 snRNP. Lineage: Eukaryota; Metazoa; Mollusca; Gastropoda; Aplysiida; Aplysiidae. Gene Ontology annotation, biological process: regulation of alternative mRNA splicing, via spliceosome; mRNA cis splicing, via spliceosome. Gene Ontology annotation, molecular function: protein binding; RNA binding. The record is from RefSeq and is a predicted model, not a curated record.